AGGAAGUCCAAGAAUUUCUCCCAACAUAGAAUAGAUCCGACCUUGCAAUAGAGGAUUAAAGAACUGACAUUUUCCAAAUAAAAUAAACCCACCACCCUUUCACUCACAGUCAGCUGGGGAGACAACUACAAGAACAAAUUACUAAACUCACUAUGUCAAUUCUUGAAAUCUUUCCUUUUCUGCCCAAUAAAGACCAAUCAGAAACACUCAAACUCAGUAUCACUGAUCUUCAUAGGAAAUGGGUCGAAUUAGGCUUUCUCAAAACUUCCAAUCCCAUAGCUUUCGUCACUCCUCUACAUCAGUAUAUACCCAAUUGUCCAAAACUCCAAUCUUUUCACUCAAUUUCAAGAAUCCCAAAAAAACCAUCUCUGCUUGCAUGGCUGCAGCUAUGCCAACGUUGACACCCACAAAUUUUGGGUUCAAGAAUUUGAUGGAAACAGUGACUAUUGAUGUUCACAAAGCGGAAGGAAGACCACUGAAUGUGCCACUGAUUGCUCCUUUUACAAUCGCCUCAUCAAGAUUGGACAAAGUGGAAAACGUAGCUAUAAGGAUAGAGUUGAGUAAUGGUUGUGUUGGGUGGGGUGAGGCUCCUAUUCUUCCUUUUGUAACUGCAGAGGAUCAGCCCACAGCCUUAGCUAAAGCAGCUGAAGCUUGUGAGUUUUUGAGGCAGAGUCCUGAAAUGACUUUAAAUCUUGCACUAACAAAAAUUGGAGAUGUGCUCCCUGGCCAUGAUUUUGCUUCUGUCAGGGCAGGAGUUGAGAUGGCACUGAUUGAUGCAGCGGCGAACAGCAUUGGAAUACCUUUAUGGAGACUAUUUGGUGGAGUAUCUAAUUCAAUAUCUACUGACAUUACAAUUCCGAUAGUUUCACCCAUGGAAGCUUUUGAACUGGCUUCAAAGUAUCGUAAACAAGGUUUCAAGACCUUAAAGCUUAAGGUGGGCAAGAAUUUGAACGGAGACAUUGAAGUUCUUCAAUCCAUACGUGCAGCACAUCCUGAUUGCUUGUUUAUCUUGGAUGCUAAUGAAGGUUACACCGCACAAGAAGCUAUUAAAGUCCUGGAAAAGUUGUAUGAAAUGGAGGUGACACCGGUGCUCUUUGAACAACCUGUUCAUAGAGACAAUUGGGAAGGUCUUGGACAUGUUAGUCAGAUUGCAAAGGAUAAAUAUGGGGUAUCUGUUGCUGCUGAUGAAAGCUGUCGAAGUUUGGCUGAUGCUAAAAAGAUAGUGCAAGAAAGUCUUGCUGAUGUCAUUAAUAUUAAGCUUGCCAAAGUGGGGGUGCUUGGGGCUCUCGAAAUUAUUGACUUGGCGAGAUCCGUGGGCUUAAAUUUGAUGAUUGGUGGUAUGGUUGAAACCAGACUUGCCAUGGGCUUUGCUGGUCAUCUAGCUGCUGGACUUGGAUGUUUCAAAUUUGUUGACCUAGACACACCCCUUUUGUUGGCAGAGGAUCCAGUUUUUGGGGGUUAUGAAGUUUCUGGACCUGAUUACAACUUCUCGAAUGCUAGAGGGCACGGCGGUUUUCUUCAUUGGGACAGUAUAGCAUGAAAUUAGAAGUGGAGUCUGCUCUCUUCUCCAGAUUGUCAUUUGCAACAGCCAACCAUCCAUGAGUAUUAGUUGCUGUCAUUUUUGAACGUGUAUGUGCCAAUCGCUGAAACACAAUACUAAAAGAUCCAAUCUUUGGGGUGAACAAAUUUGUAAAUGCCUGAUUGUCUAUGAAAUUUUUGUUAGUGAGAACAGACUUGCUUGAUAUUCUCUUUGACAAUUUUAUGUCAACAGAUAUAGCCUGAAUCACUCUUAUUACUAAUUUGUUACUACUAGUAAUUCUUCUAAGCAUCUAUGUCUGGACAUAAACCAGACAAUUCCAAUGUAAAAGUGAAGGAUUAGGAACUCAAGAUAAGAUGUAUGCCUAAGUGUGGCAAUCAACUUGAAGCUAUAUAUGACCUC
Messenger RNA from Nicotiana tabacum (common tobacco), 1939 nucleotides. Its product is annotated as L-Ala-D/L-amino acid epimerase-like. The record is from RefSeq and is a predicted model, not a curated record. Gene Ontology annotation, molecular function: racemase and epimerase activity, acting on amino acids and derivatives. Lineage: Eukaryota; Viridiplantae; Streptophyta; Magnoliopsida; Solanales; Solanaceae.